This is a messenger RNA of Exaiptasia diaphana, 2866 nucleotides long. RefSeq names its product protein S-acyltransferase 8. The record is from RefSeq and is a predicted model, not a curated record. Gene Ontology annotation, molecular function: palmitoyltransferase activity. Gene Ontology annotation, biological process: protein palmitoylation. The transcript has 13 exons. The coding region runs from base 37 to 1623 and encodes 528 amino acids. Lineage: Eukaryota; Metazoa; Cnidaria; Anthozoa; Actiniaria; Aiptasiidae.
UCAAGGGAAGGGCUUACAGCAGGCUUCGUGCUAAAAAUGCCCGAAAACUCUUCUUCAAAGGCACUUAGCUCAAAACAAAUCCCGAUUAUUAGUGCUACAAUACUUCUUGUUGGCACCACCACGCUGUUUUUUGUGUUUGUAUGUCCACAUCUUAUGAGUACUUACUCUAUUGCAAUACCUAUCUACGAGGGARUUUUGACAUUUUUUGUUCUGGCUAAUUUUGCGCACGCAACSUUUCGAGAUCCGGGAAUCGUUCCUCGAGCUCCACCUAAUCCAGAAUUUGAAGAUGAUUUUAAAGCACCAUUAUAUAAGAAUAUUGAUAUUAAUGGAAUUACAGUACGCAUGAAAUGGUGUGAAACCUGUCGGUUUUACCGUCCACCUAGAUGCUCACACUGCAGCAUUUGUAAUAACUGUAUAGAGAUGUUUGAUCACCAUUGUCCUUGGGUGGAUAACUGCAUAGGGAAAAGAAACUAUCGAUAUUUCUUCUUAUUUGUCUUCUCACUUUCAUUGGACAUAAUUUCUAUAUUUUCUUUAUCUUUGGUACAUGUUCUGGACAGAAAGUCUGACAUACGAAUGCCGGAGGUCAUAAUUUCUAUUGUUAUUCUGUGUAUAUGUAGUCUGGCCGCGGUACCUGUAUUUGGUCUUACUUUCUUUCAUAUKGGUUUGGUUGGAAUGGGACGAACAACAAAUGAACAGGUUACUGGAAAGUUUCGUAGUGGUCACAAUCCAUUUGAUAAAGGGUGUAAAAACAACUGUGCUUCUGUGUUUUGUAUCAGUCAGUAUCCAAGAUACUUAGGAUUUAAAGAAAGAUAUCAAAAGAUGCAAGCAACUACUGCUAAAACUAAUAAAAAGAAGACCAAACCAACAGAUGACACUGAAUUACAUGACAUUAGAAUCCACGUAUCAAGAGAUGGUCCAAAUAAUCCAACAGACAGACGAGAUAACAGAACUUUACGACCUGAGUCGUUUGUAACAGCCAUUAACUCCACACCGCAGUCUCUUGCGUAUAUCAGUGCUACAAACGGUAAAGUAGGCACGUUAAAAACCACUCAUGAAGUCACAUUUUUGACAGAGACAGUGAAUCAGUUCWUAAAUUUGUAUUGCCMMAAWUYMAMYUUUUCUUGUAUAAUCCUUAACAWCUUUGUCAGUAUUGUUAUUCUGUGUAUAUGUAGUCUGGCCGCGGUACCUGUAUUUGGUCUUACUUUCUUUCAUAUKGGUUUGGUUGGAAUGGGACGAACAACAAAUGAACAGGUUACUGGAAAGUUUCGUAGUGGUCACAAUCCAUUUGAUAAAGGGUGUAAAAACAACUGUGCUUCUGUGUUUUGUAUCAGUCAGUAUCCAAGAUACUUAGGAUUUAAAGAAAGAUAUCAAAAGAUGCAAGCAACUACUGCUAAAACUAAUAAAAAGAAGACCAAACCAACAGAUGACACUGAAUUACAUGACAUUAGAAUCCACGUAUCAAGAGAUGGUCCAAAUAAUCCAACAGACAGACGAGAUAACAGAACUUUACGACCUGAGUCGUUUGUAACAGCCAUUAACUCCACACCGCAGUCUCUUGCGUAUAUCAGUGCUACAAACGGUAAAGUAGGCACGUUAAAAACCACUCAUGAAGUCACAGUUUGAUGGCAGGAGUACAUCCAGUGAUAUCAGGACUGUUAUCCCAUAACACCUGGCAACAUUCCCAUGGUAAUUCAACCCACCAUCGUGCAACCAAGCCAAUCAACCAAGGCAUUGCUUCCUACAAUCACCAGAACCACUUAUAAUGAACUUGUUGAACAAGUUUUCGAUUAAUCAAUUGCAUGCCUUAAUAUAUUAGACACAUCUUUCGUAUUUGCGGCGAUUUGUUAACGUUCCAUGUAAGGCACCGUCCUAUAACAUAUGCGUUUUGACUUGUUGCGUUUUAGUAUUCUGGGUUCCGUUUCUUGCGUACGUAAAACGGUUCAUAUUCGUGUAAACGGAGCYUGACGCGUUUCUAGUAGAACAAGAAAAGCUAUYACAAAGUCUUUAAAAUAAUUUCCGACCAUCAACAAUGUAGACGUUAUUGUUCUUUUGAUUAUAUGUUUAUACUUCGACGAUUAAAUUAUCAGACUUUGCAGUUCGUAAUCAGGGUAAAGGCCUGUCAUUUUGUAGUUUAAGUGUAAUUUUUUGUGUUCGUUUUUCUGAUUUUUUCCUUUGGGUUAAGGUUUCAUACAAUGUACAAUGUUUCUAAAACAGAACAGGACAGUUUUCUUUUUUCCUUCUAUUUUCUUCGCUCAUUGACGUUCAAUUCCAAGUAUCCUUUCGCUAAAAAUCGAUCAAUGGUGAUCCUCUUACGUGUUCUUCUCUGAAUUCUUGUUUUUAUUAUUAUUGUUACUAUUAUAUUGAAAAGAUGAUUAUUUCUUCAAGCUUUGAGCAAAUUUUGGACUUUAAUGGGUAAUUUCUCACUUCGAUUUCAAACGAAAGAAAGAACAUUGAUUAGUUUUUCACGYAAUGRGAUUUUCUUAYUUGRUCACAUGAAUGAACUUAGAAACUCCCAAAGCUACCAUCCUGAAUUGGAAAAAAGCACUCBACCUGAGCACUCGUGCUUCUAGRCAUUUUCGGAUGAAGUCCUAAGAAACACGAAGCAGAUUUCAGUAACAASUUCAAUAAAUCAUUUUACCAAAUCACAGCCUUUGCCCUCCCCUGAGGGGGUAUAUUUUUGCACGAGAUGACCUCGGUUCUUCCAUGAUGCACUAUAAUCAGAAUGAUGUAAAUAUUAAUGUAGAUAGUGGUUAUACAAAUCAUGUAUAUCGAGUUAUUUUGUUAAGGUGGAAUACCGUUAAUCUAAUUCAUCAUAUUCAACUGUAAUGUCUCAAAUUGAAAUAAAAGUUGAUUAUAAUGUACACAA